UCAGAGGAAGCUUGUUAUGGUGACUCCACAAUUAGUACCACAGCCCAUGUGGCCAGUCAGUCCCGUGGGAGGCUGGACUAAGCACCAUAUAAAAGUCCCACCUUGCUGGGCUUCACAGUCCACAGCCUUUGUUGAGUCUUAUUGAAGAUCAGGCUCUGCAAAUCACCCUAGGAUGUCCUUCAGUGAGCAGCAGUGCAAGCAGCCCUGUGUGCCCCCUCCAUGCCUCCCAAAGACCCAGGAGCCGUGCCAAGCAAAGGCUGAGGAGGUGUGCCUCCCCACAUGCCAGCACCCCUGCCAAGAUAAGUGUCUAGUGCAGGCCCAGGAGGUAUGUCUUUCUCAGUGUCAGGAAUCAAGUCAAGAAAAAUGCCCACAGCAAGGCCAAGAUCCAUGCCUACCUCCAUGCCAAGACCAGUGUCCACCUCAGUGUGCAGAGCCAUGCCAGGAGCUAUUCCAGACAAAAUGUGUGGAGGUUUGCCCACAGAAAGUCCAGGAGAAGUGCUCAUCCCCUGGCAAGGGAAAGUAGCUGCUCAUAUGUCAUCUGGGUUCAAGAAGAUGGCCAGCAGAUGAAACCCUGACCCCAGCCCAUGCUCUGGUGACCUUCUUCUGUGGGUACCUCUGUGUGCAAUGUACCUUCUUGCCUCCUGGCUUCCUUAGCAUUCCAGGACUUGGUCUGUGUCUCUGAAGACAGUUCUUUCUGUAUUUCAUCACCCUCUGUGAAUAAGCGUUGUUCUCAGCAGUCUGAUGGAAGGUCUCAAAUGUAGGAAUGGUGUGGUUGUCAGGGAAGACCACAGAAGCCUAGCACAGCUUCCUUGGUGCAAAAAUUCACCCAGCUCUGGGUGUGUAACAGCCAAGGAUGCCUUCAUUCAUCUUUCAGAGUUUCAGGCUCUCAAAUAAGCCUCAAAACAAAUGGAAUUCUGAUGGACUUUCCACUUAUCACCACCACAACCACCUCUACCACCACCACCACCACAGGUGUUGAGACAAAGCGGCUUGCGAUGUUUCAAAAAUCAAAAAUUGGGUGAUUUUGUCUCUGUACACUAAAAAGAACAGCAAAUUAUUGAACAUUGAAAUGUUGGUUGUGCUUUUUUAAAAUGAACCGAAAGUAUGUAAAUGAUUGAAUCCAAACAACCAGAAGGGAAAGAUAAUAUGGAUGUUUGGUGCCCUUGUCAAUCUCUGUGCUUCAUAGCUGGUCUAAUGUGGGCCCUUAGUUCUCACCAUGUACACUCUUUAGAGAUGUGAUUUGUGUCUGUGUGAUGCAGGCUGGUCUGUUCUCCAGCUUCCUUGCCUUCUUCUCCCUGGUGAAGGUAAAAUACAUAAUAAAGCUGAUCCUAAGGCUGA
Molecule: messenger RNA, 1338 nt
Organism: Gorilla gorilla gorilla (western lowland gorilla)
Lineage: Eukaryota; Metazoa; Chordata; Mammalia; Primates; Hominidae
Gene: PRR9
Product: proline rich 9
Exons: 2
Coding region: 173-523 (116 amino acids)
Source: RefSeq, a predicted model, not a curated record